Branchiostoma floridae (Florida lancelet) is the source of this 2926-nucleotide messenger RNA. Its product is annotated as Bardet-Biedl syndrome 7 protein homolog. Gene Ontology annotation, biological process: intracellular transport; intracellular protein localization; non-motile cilium assembly. The record is from RefSeq and is a predicted model, not a curated record. Gene Ontology annotation, molecular function: protein binding. NCBI's taxonomy places the organism in Eukaryota, Metazoa, Chordata, Leptocardii, Amphioxiformes, Branchiostomatidae. Bases 199 to 2481 code for a protein of 760 amino acids. Gene Ontology annotation, cellular component: BBSome; ciliary basal body; membrane. The transcript has 20 exons.
AAUGCAACACACUUAACAUACGGGAAAAUCAUCACAUUUUUGGACUGGGAAAUUGUACAGUGUUUACGUCUUAAUUUUAGCACGUUUUUUACGGACUUUGCCCCCGAUAGGACAAAAACAUUUUCAAAAUCUUGAAUCAGAGCGUUAACCUGGAGGCAUAUGAUGUAGCGGGGGACGGUGAAAGAAUGCAGUUAGUUCAUGCGACCGAGUAUCGCUUCUGCCCCCCUCCCCACGCUACUGCUUAGUUACAAUCAACAACUUGUUGGAGCGUUUAUUUGGGCGAUUUUUUUUAUUUUUCAUCGCUGGUUGAGUGCACGUAACCGAGCUGUCAAGAUGAUGGAACUAAACCUAUCCCGUGUGGACUACACACAGGUGGCCGUCACCUCACCCAAGACUAUGAAGCUGCUUCCAGCAUCUGGGAAGAGGGCUACACAGAAGGUUACCGUGGGUGAUCACGAGGGAGUGGUGACAUGUUUUGGGAUGAAGAAAAAGGAAACAGUGCCAGUCUUCAAGACUCUGCCCAGCCAGGGGAUCAAGCGGCUGGAGUUGGGCGGACCGCCUGGUUCCAUUGCCGACCGGAUCUUCGUGUCCUGCGGUACGGAGGUCAGAGGUUACACCAAGAAGGGGAAACAGUUCCUGGGGUUUAACACUAACCUGGCUGAGCCCCCGCAGGCGAUGUACGUGACAGGAAGUGACCUGUUCCUGACAGGGACCUACGUGUUCAACCACUUCCACGACCUGAAGGACCAGAACUACUUCCUGGCUCCAGACAAGAUCAACGAUGUGCUGUGCCUGCCGCUGGAGAAGUUCUCUCUGCUGACUUCAGUACUGGCCUGUCAGGACAGGGUGCUCAGGGUGCUGCAGGAGUCAGACCUUCUGUAUGAAGUGGAAGUGCCUGGUCCACCACAGACACUCUGCCUCAUUAACGGCAAUGGAGGUGUUGAGGGGAAUGAGCUGUUGUAUGGAACAUCUGAUGGGAAAGUUGGGAUGGUGCAGAUCAACAGUUUGUCCCCCAGUCACAGAUGGGAGCUGCCCAAUGAGAAGGGCCAUGGAGGUAUCCUGUGCCUGGAUAACUAUGACAUCACGUCAGACGGCGUACAGGACCUGCUGGUAGGACGGGACGACGGGCUUGUGGAGGUGUUUGGGUACAACGAGACGGACGAACCUGUGCUACGCUUCAGUCAUCAACUGAAUGAGAGUGUGACGUCUAUCCAGGGUGGGGUGGUCGCUACAGCUGGGUAUGAUGAGAUAGUGGCUGCCACAUAUGCAGGCUGGAUCCAGGGUUUGACCACAGAACCUCAGGAGAAGGAGGCUGGGCCGGGAGACGAGGUGCAGGUCAACGUGGAGACUCAGGCCAGGAUCAAGACUCUCAAACAAGAACUGGAAGAGAUCCAGCAGAAAGUUGCGCGGGAACGUGAGAAGUACCAGGCCACGGCCCACAGCAGCAAGGCCAUCUCAGCCGUCCCCUUCUUCAACAUUAACGACAAGUUCACCCUGAGUAAGGACGACGCUAGUUACACCCUGUCCCUGGAGGUCCAGUCAGCCAUUGAUAAUGUGCUACUUCAGAGUGAUGUGCCGAUAGACCUGCUGGAUGUGGAGAAGAACUCGGCUGUGGUCAGCUUCAGUGCUACAGAUCCUGAGAGUGGGAACUUCCUCCUGGCCACCUACAGAUGUCAGGCCAACACCACCAGGCUGGAGGUCAAGAUCCGAUCCAUUGAGGGUCAGUACGGAACUAUCCAGGCGUAUGUGACCCCCCGUAUCCAGCCCAAGACGUGCCAGGUCAGGCAGUACUCCAUCAAACCCCUGUCUCUGCACCAGAGGACUCACAGCUUCGAUGAAAGCAGACCCAUGAAUGUUCUGAAGAUAUCAGGAAACUUCAGCAUGGCGGAGAUACACUCCUGGGUCUGCUACUGUCUGCCUGAGCUGCCAGAGAGAACGCCGGUGGGAGACUCGGCGACCUUCUACCUACUCAACACAUUCCUGGACACCCAGUUGGAGUGCACGUACAGAAAGGGAGAAGGUAUCUUCCGAUCAGACAACAUUUCCACCAUCUCCAUCCUGAAGGAUGUCAUCACCAAGCAGGCCACACAUCGCAAAGUCAACAUCCAGAUCACAUAUGACCUGUCGGAUGAGUCCAUCCCCCACACACUACAACUGAUCCACCCCCGACUGGAGUACCAGCUCCUGCUGGCCAAGAAAGUCCAGCUCAUUGAGGCGCUCAAGGAGCUUCAAAUCCACGAGACAGACCUGAGUUUCCUGUCUACUGAAUACGUCAACAUCCUAGAGAACGCUGAUGAACUCCAGGCAGAGUACAAACGGCAGCCGUGUGCACUGGAGAGGCUCUAUGGGAUGAUCACAGACCUGUUUAUUGACAAGCACAAGUUUAAGGGUGUCAAUGUGCGUACGAAGGUGCCACAACUCAUGGAACUGUUGGACAACUAUGACCUGCAAACGGUCAUCGACUUUUUCCAGCUCAACUGAGAGACUUCUCAUCUAUUCCUCUUCCUGUUAUGACCUGUGAUUUUAAGAAAAGUCUUUAGAAUGAGAUGUAUUGUAUAGUGUUAAGUUUCUGUAUGUUUCAUGGCUUUGGAAUUUGUGUCACAUGUGUUUCCAUGCGGUAUUUACUCAGUCUGUGAGUCUUGUGAUAUUCGUGGUGGUAGUUUGUUCACGAUUUUUGUUUAUAUCUCUUUGCCACAAAAUCAUAGGUCCCUACAGAUUAUUUGUCAGUGAUGUGCAUUGUGUCCACUGUUGACUUAAACACUGUAAACCCCUCCUAUUUCCCUUGAGCUUAAUGACUUUAGAGGUCUUGUAAGUACUGUAAAAAUGUGCACUAUAACGUUUAAUAGUGCAGAAUGAGUCUUAAGACGACAGUGAUUAUCAAGUGUUAUUAGAUAAAGGCUUGAAAUUAGAAAUGAAGUUUUUGUUA